AUGACCACUUUACUAUUAGUGUUUGUGUGUUUGCGAGUCCUCACCGCAGCGGUCUCUGGGGAGCUCUCAGACAGUAGUGAUGGCCUGGAAGUGAAGAUACCUGAGCAGUCUCCCCUGCGUGUUGUCCUGGGAAGCUCCCUGAACAUCCCGUGUUACUUCAACGUCCCAGAGGAAGAGGACACCAGUGCUCUUCUGACCCCACGGAUCAAAUGGAGCAAGCUCUCAAACGGGACCGAAGUUGUCUUGCUAGUGGCCACGGGUGGGAAAAUCCGUCUCAACGCCGAGUACAGGGAGGUGAUCUCUUUGCCCAAUUACCCUGCCAUCCCCACCGAUGCCACCCUGGAAAUCAAGGCGCUGAGGUCCAACCACACUGGGAUUUAUCGCUGUGAAGUGAUGUAUGGGAUUGAGGACAGACAAGACACAAUAGAGGUCCUAGUGAAAGGCAUCGUAUUCCACUACAGAGCAAUCUCCACAAGGUACACCUUGAACUUUGAGAAAGCAAAGCAGGCCUGUAUCCAGAACAGUGCUGUCAUUGCUACUCCUGAGCAGCUGCAAGCUGCCUACGAGGAUGGGUACGAGCAGUGUGACGCUGGCUGGCUGGCUGAUCAGACUGUCAGGUACCCCAUCCACUGGCCCCGGGAACGCUGCUAUGGUGACAAGGACGAAUUUCCAGGAGUGAGGACCUACGGUGUCCGUGAGCCAGAUGAAACUUAUGAUGUUUACUGCUAUGCAGAGCAAAUGCAAGGUAAAGUCUUCUACGCCACCGCCCCCGAGAAGUUCACCUUCCAGGAGGCUUUUGACAAAUGCCGCAGUUUGGGAGCCCGUCUGGCCACCACGGGGGAGCUGUACCUGGCCUGGAAGGAGGGCAUGGACAUGUGCAGCGCGGGCUGGCUGGCCGACCGCAGCGUCCGCUACCCCAUCUCCAGAGCACGGCCCAACUGCGGAGGGAACCUGGUGGGCGUGAGGACCGUGUACCUGUACGUCAACCAGACGGGGUACCCACACCCCGACUCUCGCUACGAUGCCAUCUGCUACGGCGGGGAUGACGUUGAGAGCCUUGUCCCCGGGCAGUUCAUCGAUGAGACGGGAGGGGAGCUGGGCAGCGCCUUCACUGUCCAGACUGUCACCCAGACUGAAGUGGAGUUACCUCUGCCACACAAUGCCACGGAGGAGGAGGCUCGUGGCAGCAUCGCCACCCUGGAGCCCAUUGACAUCACGCCCACCACCACCGAGCUGUAUGAGGGCUUCAGCGUCCUGCCCGAUCUCUUCCCCACCAGCAUCACGGUAGAGGCAGCUUCCCCAGAGGAGCAGAACGUGACCAGGGGGGAUGUCACAGAGGUGUGGCCUGCACCUGCAGAGGUGACCACCAUAGCCUUAGGCACUACCUUCACCACGGAAACAGCAGAGGUGAGCUCGGUGGCAGAGGUCGUGGGGGUGACUGCCACACCAGGACCAGAGUCUGCCUCAGCCUUCACAGUGGAAGAUCAGCUGGUGAGAGCGACGGCAGCCCCCGGUGUCGGUCUGCUCCCUGGACAGCCCAUCUCCCCCACCGGCGUGGUGUUUCACUACCGUGCUGCCACCAGCAGAUACGCCUUCUCCUUCGUCCAAGCCCAGCAGGCCUGCCUGGAGAACAACGCCGUUAUUGCCACCCCCGAGCAGCUCCAGGCUGCCUACGAGGCUGGCUUUGACCAGUGCGACGCCGGCUGGCUGCGGGACCAGACAGUCAGGUAUCCCAUUGUGAAUCCCCGAAGUAACUGCCUAGGAGACAAAGAGAACUCUCCAGGCGUGCGGUCCUACGGCAUGCGCCCGGCCUCGGAGACCUACGACGUGUACUGCUACGUCGACAGGCUUAGGGGUGAGGUGUUCUUCGCGACCAAGCCAGAGCAGUUCACCUUCCUAGAAGCUCAGCAGUACUGUGAGAGCCAGAACGCCACGCUGGCCUCCGUUGGGCAGCUCCACGCUGCCUGGAAGCAGGGCCUGGACAGAUGCUAUGCGGGCUGGCUAGCUGACGGCAGCCUCCCGUCCCCCAACGGGGGGGACGCGCCCGGCGUGAGAACCAUCUACCAGCGCUCCGACCAGACGGGCUUUCCCCACCCGCUGUCCCGGCACCACGCCUUCUGCUUCAGAGCUCUGCCACCUGUGGAGGAGGAGGGGGUCACCUCAUUCUUUGAUGACGUGCUGGCAACCCAAGUGAUUCCUGGAGUGGAGGGGGUGCCCUCUGGGGAGGAGGUGACCGUGGAGACGGAGUUUGCCACUCAAGCUGAGAAUCAGACAGCCUGGGGGACAGAGGUCUUUCCAACCGACGUGUCGCUGCUCUCAGUGAGUCCAUCUGCUUUCCCUCCAGCCACCAUAAUACCAGAAGAAACAAGUACAAACGCUUCUGUCAGCGAAGUGUCGGGGGAGGUGACUGAAUCUGGAGAAUAUCAAGUCAGUGGUGAAUCUUCAACAUCCGUGUGGGUACCUGGAGUCACAGAUUCAAGCAGAGAACCGACUUCUGGAGUUUUUGAACUUAGUGGAGAACACUCAGGGAUUGGAGAAAGUGGAUUACCAUCUGUAGAUCUCCAUACCAGUGGCUUUCUACCUGGAGAAAGUGGGCUACCCUCAGGGGACGUGAGCGGCAUGCCUUCUGGCACUGUUGACAUCAGUGGCUUGCCUUCUGGAGAGGAAGGUGUAUUGGUGUCUACUUCGAGGAUACCAGAAAUUAGUGGGAUGCCAUCUGAAGUGGAAAGCAGUGGGCUGCCCUCUGGAUUUAGUGGAGAAAUCUCUGGCACGGAGCUAGUCAGUGGCACGUCAUCUGGAGAGGAAAGCGGGCUCACCUCGGGAUUUCCCACCGUCUCUCUUGUGGAUACCACACUGAUGGAGGUUGUAACAACAGCUCCAGAACGGCAAGAGGAAGGAAAAGGAUCCAUUGGAGUCAGCGGUGAAGGAGAUCUGUCAGGGUUACCAUCCACUGAGUGGGACAUCAGUGGUGGAGCCCAAGGGUUACCCUCAGGAGCUGAGCUCAGCGGGGAGCCUUCUGGAGGUCCUGAGCUCAGUGGGGAAGCUUCUGGGGUGCCCGAGCUCAGCGGGGAGCCCUCCGGAGGGCCUGAGCUCAGCGGCUUGCCCUCAGGACUGGAUGUCAGUGGAGAACCGUCUGGAACACGUGAGACCAGUGGGCUGGUGGACCUAAGUGGCUUUAUGUCUGGCAUCGAUGGAAGCGGUGAGGCCUCAGGGAUUGUCUUUGUAGAUACCAGUUUGGAGGAAGUAACAACAACCCCCUCAACUGGGGGAGCAGAAGCAAAGGAGAUUUUGGAAAUCAGUGGAUUACCUUCAGGAGGUGAGGAUGUUUCAGGAACGGUGUCUGGGAGUUUAGACAUCAGUGGUGAGCCUUCUGGGCACAUAGACUUUGGUGGGAGUGCUUCUGGAGUGCUUGAGAUGAGUGGACAUUCGAGUGGAGUGAUUGACAGCAGUGGAGAAGUCUCUGGAGCUGAUGUCACCAGUGGCCUACUGUCUGGAGAGGAAAGUGGACUCACCUCUGGCUUUCCCACAGUCUCUCUUGUGGAUACCACCUUGGUGGAGGUUGUGACACAGACAUCGGUUGCACAAGAGGUGGGAGAGGGGCCAUCUGGGAUGAUAGAAAUCAGUGGGUUUCCUUCUGGAGACAGAGGACUAUCUGGAGAAGGGUCUGGAGCUGUGGAGACCAGUGGAUUUCCUUCAGGGACAGGAGACUUCAGUGGAGAGCCAUCUGGGAGCCUGUACACCAGUGGAGACAUUUCUGGAGCCACAGACCUAAGCGGACAAACUUCAACAGUGGCUGAUAUCAGUGGAGAGACCUCAGGGCUCCCAGAAGUCACUUUAGUCACUUCUGAUUUAGUAGAAGUUGUGACAAGACCAACAGUAUCACAGGAACUGGGUGGGGAAACAGCUGUCACAUAUCCCUACAGUUUUGGGCCAAGUGGUGAGGCCUCAGCAUCUGGUGAACUAAGUGGGGAAACAUCUGCAUUGCCAGAAAGUGGUAUAGAAACAUCAACAGCUUGUGAAAUCAGUGGUGAAACAUCUGCAUUUCCUGAAACUAGCACAGAAACAUCCACAAUUCAAGAAGUGAGUGGGGAAACAUCUGCAUUUCCUGAAACUAGUGUAGAAACAUCCACAAUUCAUGAAAUCAGUGGGGAUGCCUCUGCAUUUCCUGAAUUUAGCAUAGAAACAUCCACAAAUCAAGAAGUAAGUGGGGAAACCUCUGUGUUUCCUGAAAGCAGCACAGAAACAUCCACAAUACAAGAAAUCAGUGGGGAAACAUCUGCAUUUCCUGAAAUUAGAAUAGAAACGUCCACAAGUCAAGACAUCAGUGGGGAAACAUCUGCAUUUCCUGAAAUUAGAAUAGAAACAUUCACAAGUCAAGAGGCGAGGGGUGAAACAUCUGGAUACCCUGAAAUUACCAUAGAAGCAUCCACGGUCCAUGAAACCAGUGGAGAAACAUCUGCAUUCCCUGAAAUCAGCAUAGAAACUUCCACAGUCCAUGAAAUCAGUGGUGAAACAUCUGCAUUCCCUGAAAUUAGCAUAGAAACUUCCACAGUCCAUGAAUUUAGUGGAGAAAGUUCUGUGUUUCCUGAAAUUAGAAUAGAAACAUCCACAAGUCAAGAAGCCAGGGGUGAAACAUCUGGAUACCCUGAAAUUAGCAUAGAAACAUCCACAGUCCAUGAAACAAGCGGGGAAACAUCUGCAUUCCCUGAAAUCACCAUAGAAACUUCCACAGUCCACGAAAUCAGUGGGGAAACAUCUGCAUUCCCCGAAAUCAGAAUAGAAACAUCCACAAGUCAAGAAGCCCGAGGUGAAACGUCUGCAUUUCCUGAAAUCAGCAUAGAAACUUCUACAGCCCAUGAAAUAAGUGGAGAAACAUCUGCCUUCCCUGAGAUUAGGAUAGAAACACCAACAAGUCAAGAAGCCAGGGGCGAAACAUCUGCUUAUCCCAAAAUUAGCAUAGAAACAUCCACGGUUCAAGAAGUAAGUGGGGAAACCUCUGCAUUUCCUGAAAUCAGAAUAGAAACCUCCACCAGCCAAGAAGCCCAGGGUGAGACAUCUGCAUUUCCUGAGACUGCCACAGAAACAUCCACAGUUCACUCCACCCGUGGAGAGGCAUCUGUAUUGCCUGCUGCUGACAUCAAAACAGCUGCCACAUCUUUGGCCACUGGUGAGCUCUCUGGUGUUCCUGAGAAGGAAACUCCUGACGCAACAUCUGGAGCUGUGACACACUCCAUCGCAGGCAUUUCAAGGGAAACCUCUGUCCCAGACGUUGUAAUUGGUACCAGUACUCCAGAUGUUGAACCAACACGGGGACCCAGGAACCCUGAAGAGGCUCAGCUCGAAAUAGAGCCCUCCUCUCCCACGGUGUGGGGACAAGAGACGGAGACAGCUGUUGUUCUAGACAAUCCCCAUCUGCUGGCCACCGCUACUGCUGCCCUGCCUCAAGCUUCACAAGAAGCAAUAGAUGCAUUAGGACCCACUACAGAAGACACUGAUGAGUGCCACUCAAGCCCCUGUCUGAAUGGAGCUACCUGCGUUGAUGGCAUCGACUCUUUCAAAUGCUUAUGCCUUCCCAGCUACGGAGGGGACCUGUGUGAGAUCGAUUUGGAAAACUGUGAGGAAGGAUGGACCAAGUUCCAGGGCCACUGCUACAGGCACUUUGAAGAGAGGGAGACUUGGAUGGAUGCAGAGAACAGAUGCCGACAACAUCAAGCCCACCUGAGCAGUAUCAUCACCCCAGAGGAGCAAGAAUUCGUGAACAGCCACGCACAGGACUACCAGUGGAUCGGCCUCAGUGACAGAGCCGUGGAGAACGACUUCCGCUGGUCCGACGGGCACCCCCUGCAACUCGAGAACUGGCGGCCCAACCAGCCCGAUAACUUCUUCACGGCGGGCGAGGACUGUGUUGUGAUGAUCUGGCACGAGCGAGGCGAAUGGAACGAUGUUCCCUGCAACUAUCACCUCCCUUUCACCUGCAAGAAAGGAACAGUGGCCUGCGGGGACCCCCCUGUGGUGGAGAACGCCAGGACCUUUGGUCGGAAGAAGGACCGCUAUGAAAUCAACUCCAUGGUGCGGUACCAGUGCAACCAAGGUUACAUCCAGCGCCACGUGCCCACGAUCCGCUGCCAGCCCAACGGGCAGUGGGAGGAGCCACGGAUAUCCUGCACAAACCCCUCCAACUACCAGCGCAGGCUAUACAAGAGGAGCCCCAGGAGCCGGUCGAGACCCAGCGGCAGAGCCGUGCACAGACCCACCCAUUAGAGCGGGGCGAGGGAGACCACGGGGGAAAGCGAGAAAGAGAGAGUUUUAAUGGAACAGUUAUAUUAACAGAGGCAAUUUCUUCUUCUUCUUGUUGCUUUUUUUUGUCAUAUAAGGAAAAAAAAAAAUUAUAUUAAAGACAAACCCACCUUUGUG
Merops nubicus (carmine bee-eater) is the source of this 6414-nucleotide messenger RNA. RefSeq names its product aggrecan (gene ACAN). Lineage: Eukaryota; Metazoa; Chordata; Aves; Coraciiformes; Meropidae. Gene Ontology annotation, molecular function: hyaluronic acid binding; calcium ion binding. The record is from RefSeq and is a predicted model, not a curated record. Gene Ontology annotation, biological process: cell adhesion.